AUGGCUCGCGUCCUUGAGAUUACUUUAUCUCGCGUGCGUCUGCUGGGCUUUGUCGCCGUCCUUAUCCUCCUCGUGCGUUCAGCGCAAGCUCGUCCCCUUGCUGUGCCGCAUGGCCGUUUGGCGCUGGAGCAGACCGACAGCCAAGCAGCAUUUCCCGCCAUAGAGCAAGUUCUCGCACUCCAUGCCGCGGAUGAAGGUUUCAUCUCAGCGGACUCCGUCGCACAUAUCGACGCGGGCGACGUCGCAAACCUCGCUGAUGCAGUCGUCAAACGCCUCGGCGACCCAGAGAUGUCGAAGGUUACGCGUUGGGUCAUGGAUCUGCUUCGCGAAACAUCGCAGGAAAUUGCCGCUGGCGCCUACGAGAAGGCGGCGAAGAAGCUUUUUUCGCCGCGCACGAUCGUAAUGCCGCCAGAAGGGCCGUCGCUCUUCCUACUCUCCUCCUUUCAAAAAGCCGCCUUCCUGCAAAGCCUCUCCCUGACCCUCCCGAACGUCGAGUUUCAGCCUGACGGCAUCUCGAUAUUCGACCUCAAAUACAAAACUUACAAGAAGUACGGAAUGACUAUAACGGGGACGUAUGUCACUUCCCCGUCCCCUCUCGUUCCGACUGCCACACCCGACAACGGCAAGUUCAUCUUCUACUGGGACCUCCUCAAGGAGAAGCAGGUCGGCUCUGCUGACGUGGCUCGGUUUCCCUUGGAGGGCGACGAGGGAGCGAACGCGCUACGCUCCUUUGUCGAAGGCGCGUCGGUGAAGGUCGCAUCCAACAACGGCAAGUACAUCUGGGGCGUCAGCUGGAUGAUUUGGAACUCGGACCUGCCCAAGGACGCACCGGACGAACCUUCCAAGAGUCUCGCCACCAGUUUCCCCGAAGCCGCUGGGGCCGCCACGGAGCCGGCGUGGUUCGACGAGGUUCGUGACCAGGGCGCCGCAGAAGGCGCCGCAAGUCAGGUACCGGCGGCAGUGGGCGAUCCGCGGCCGCAGGACAUCAUCGUGCAGAUCCAGGCCGCCUGGGAGGGCUUCUCCGCCGCCAUCGCGACGGGCGACGCCGUGUCGGCGACGGCAAUCUUCGCGCCCGUGGUGAUCCUGCUGCCGCCCAACCAGCCGCGCACCAUGCUCGUCACGCCCGACCAGAAGCAACGCUUCGCCCAGGAUUUGAUUGACGCGCAAGUGACUUUGAGUGUGACUGUAGAGGAUGUGGUUCUAGUGGAGCUCAAGGCCUCCACCGACCCCAUCAUGGCGGGGGGCUCCAGCAGCCUCUCGGCGCUCGUGCGCAGCAGCUACUCCAAGACCACCCAGUCAGGUCAUGUGGCGGAGAUGGGGAAGCUCGUGGAUCUGUGGCAGAGGAACCCGAUGUUCCCUGGCCAGUGGUACUUUGUCUAUUCUAUCUGGAACUCAGACGGGCUUGUUGCACCGACACUUAGCUAA
Messenger RNA from Closterium sp. Yama58-4, 1425 nucleotides. NCBI's taxonomy places the organism in Eukaryota, Viridiplantae, Streptophyta, Zygnematophyceae, Desmidiales, Closteriaceae. The record is from the annotation of a GenBank genome assembly.